AUGUCUCUCAAAGGAAAGAUUGCCCUAGUCACAGGCGGGGCGAGAGGAAUCGGCGCUGGAAUAGUUCGUGCUUUAAGCGAACAAGGAGCAAAGGUCGCAUUCAACUAUGUUUCCCCAUCAUCGCGUACAGCUGCAGACUCCCUUGUCGAGUCUUUACAGAAUGACGGCCACGAGGCAUUCGGUAUACAAGCGGACCUGGCUGAUACCCAGGCCCCAGCGACCCUUGUUUCCGCGGUUUUGUCUGCCUUCCAAACCACACAGAUCGACAUACUCGUCAACAACGCCGGAGCAGGCGACAACAGACCGCUGGAAGAAGUAACGCUUGAAAGCUAUAACCAGCUGAUGGAUAUCAACGUCCGCGCCGUGGUCUUCAUGACCCAGGCCGUUCUGCCUUACAUCCCUCGCGGCGGCCGCAUCAUCAAUCUCUCUUCUAUCUCCGCGAGAGGCGGCUACCCAACACAGUCUGUGUACGCUGCCACCAAAGCCGCUGUCGAGGGUCUCACCCGCGUAUGGGCUACCGAGUUGGGCCACAAGUAUGGGGUCACAGUCAAUGCCGUGAACCCGGGCCCUGUCGAUACCGACAUGUACCAGGCUGCCGGACCAGUCCAUCUCGCCAGGAUGGAGGAGCAGAAUAAGAAGGUACCUGCUGGUCAGCGAUGCGGCACUACUCAGGAUAUCGCAGAUAUUAUUACAUUCCUGGCGGAGGAAAGAUCCAGAUGGGUCACUGGGGAUGUGAUCUGUGCGAAUGGUGGCAUGCUAUAUACUUGA
Aspergillus bombycis is the source of this 768-nucleotide messenger RNA. RefSeq names its product SDR family NAD(P)-dependent oxidoreductase. The transcript has 2 exons. Bases 1 to 768 code for a protein of 255 amino acids. Lineage: Eukaryota; Fungi; Ascomycota; Eurotiomycetes; Eurotiales; Aspergillaceae. The record is from RefSeq and is a predicted model, not a curated record. Gene Ontology annotation, molecular function: oxidoreductase activity.